AUGGCAAACGACACGGCGUCAAAGUUCCCAAAGCCCCUGCUCAUGGAGCCAAACGACCACGACGAAUCUCUCGCCGACGAAUCGUCGCCCCUGCUGCUGCUCCCUCGCCUCUCGUCCCGCGGCGGCGGCGGCGGCUCUCCAACACAAUCAGAGUACACCGCGUGGCUCCAAGAAUCAUGGUUCCUGACAAAGGCCUCCGUGCCAGUCAUCCUGGCCUACAUGCUGCAAAACAGCUUGCAGACGGUCUCCGUGCUCGUCGCGGGCCGCCUCUCGUCCGAGGCCCUCGCCGUCGCCGCCUUCUCGUACAUGUUCGCCAUGGCGACGGCGUGGCUCAUUGCCCUCGGCGGGACGAGCGCCCUGGAUACGCUUGCGUCCAGCAGCUUCACGGGUUGCAAGGACAAGGGCAACUUGGGACUUCUCCUACAGCGAGGCUUACUCGUGCUGACGGCCUUUUACCUCGUGGUUGCCGUUGUAUGGACCUUUUCCGAACACCUGUUUCGCGCCCUGGGACAGCCGGAGGAGAUUUGCAUUCACAGCGCAAAGUUCCUGCAGUUGUUGGUCCCCGGCGGUCUGGGGUACGUGUGGUUCGAGUGCAUGAAGAAGUUCCUCCAAGCGCAGGGCAUCUACCGGCCGGGGACAUAUGCUCUGAUGAUAACCUCGCCGCUGAAUGCGGUGCUCAACUACGUUUUCAUUUACACUCUGGAUCUGGGGCUGUACGGUGCUCCCGUGGCGACUGGCAUCUCCUACUGGCUUUCCUUCCUCCUGCUGGUUGCGUACUCGGCCUUUGUCCAGGGCAAGGAGUGCUGGGGCGGGUUCAAGCCGAGGCAAGCGCUGUCAAACUGCGUGCCAUUCGCCAAGCUGGCGUUCCUGGGGGUCAUUCACGUCGGCACGGAGUGGUGGGCGUUCGAGAUUGUCGCCAUCGCCGCCGGUCGACUGGGGACCAUCUCCCUCGCCGCCCAGUCCGUCAUCAUGACGGCCGACCAAAUCAUCAACACCAUCCCCUUCGGGCUCGGCGUCGCAGAGUCCGCCCGCCUGGGCAACCUCCUCGGGGCCAAGGACCGGCGCGGCGCACGGCGCUCAGCGCACUGCGCGGCGAUACUCUCCGUCCUGCUGGGCGCCGUGAUGCUCACCGUGCUGCUCGCGACGCGCAACGUCAUCGGCGGGCUGUUCAACGAACACGACGAGCGCGUCGUCGCCCUCGUCGCCCACGUCAUGCCGUACGUCGCGCUCUUCCAGAUCGCCGACGGGCUGAACGGCAGCUGCGGCGGGGCGCUGCGCGGCAUGGGAAGGCAAUGGGUCGGCGCGCUGGUCAACUGCGUGAGCUACUACGGGGCGGCGCUGCCGGGGGGCAUCUAUCUGGCCUUUUACCGCGGAUGGGGGCUGGCUGGGCUGUGGUUGGGCCAGUGCGUCGCUCUGUCGCUCGUGGGAGCGUUGGAAUGGAUCGUGGUUGGCUUGAGUGACUGGGACUCUGAGGUUUGCAAGGCAGCUGAGAGGCUGAGAGAGGACGACGAUGUUAACAGGCAUUACAUGGACAGACACUCCAACUACUAG
Purpureocillium takamizusanense is the source of this 1551-nucleotide messenger RNA. It is a transcript of the gene ERC1, whose product is annotated as ethionine resistance protein. Gene Ontology annotation, cellular component: membrane. NCBI's taxonomy places the organism in Eukaryota, Fungi, Ascomycota, Sordariomycetes, Hypocreales, Ophiocordycipitaceae. The transcript has a single exon. Gene Ontology annotation, molecular function: xenobiotic transmembrane transporter activity; antiporter activity. Gene Ontology annotation, biological process: xenobiotic detoxification by transmembrane export across the plasma membrane. The coding region runs from base 1 to 1551 and encodes 516 amino acids. The record is from RefSeq and is a predicted model, not a curated record.